AGUCUCUCACUGCCUUUCCUUCGCCACUCUCUCGCAGAGCCACAGAGGCAAGAGUCGCUCUGGCAGGAGGGUGCAGCUUUUAUUUAUUUUUUUCCUUCCCUUCUGUGACUCUGCAUCAACGUGCUUCUGAGGCUGACUGCAGGUGAUCAGAGCAGCUGGCUGGAAACCGUACCGUUGUUUGUUUUUCUUCUCUCCUGAGAAUGAAGAAGUGAAUCAUUCGUGACCGCAGUCAUGGCUGUGCAGACUGGCAUCCAGGUGUGGUUCGGCGAGAAGUUCGAUGCCCCGUCGCUGAGCCCCAGGAGCCCGAGGAGCCCUCGCAGCCCACUGGCCCAGCGGCACGGCCCCGGCCUCACGGACGUCUUCCAGUAUGACCAGUGGCUGGCAGUGCGACAUGAAGCCACCCUGGUGCCCAUGCAGGAGGAUCUGGCCAUCUGGCUCAGCGGCAUGCUGGGCGAGGAGGUGAGAGCCGAAAUCUUCAUGGAGGAGCUGAACAACGGCGUGAAGCUGUGCCAGCUUAUCGGCGUGCUGCAGACAAAGAUCGCCCAGAGCUGCCCGUCGGCGGCGUGCAAGCUUUUCUCCACGAGGAAGAUAGCAUGCAAGCGGGACGCUUCUCCGGGUUCCUUCUUUGCUCGAGACAACACCGCCAACUUCCUGGCCUGGUGCCGCCACGUCGGCGUGGAGGAGACCUACCUGUUUGAGUCUGAGGGCCUCGUGCUGCACAAGGAGCCUCGGCAAGUUUGCCUCUGCCUCCUCCAGAUCGGCCGCAUCGUCUCCAGAUAUGGCGUGGAGCCCCCCGUGCUGGUGAAGCUGGAGAAGGAGAUCGAGCUGGAGGAGACCCUGCUGAUGGCCGAGGAGCCGCCGCCGGCCGUCAAGACCUUCAGCGUGUGCUGCCAGCACGGCGGCCUCUACCAGCCCGGGGAGCACGCCAUGGACGACCUGCCCUGCAACUGUGCCAACAGGGUCUCCAUUGAGUACCUGUCUGAGGGACGCUACAGACUGGGAGACAAAACCCUCUUUAUUCGGAUGCUUCAUGGGAAACAUGUGAUGGUGCGCGUCGGCGGUGGCUGGGACACGCUGCGCGGCUUCCUGAUGAAGUACGACCCCCUGCGAGUGCUGCAGUUCACCACUCUGGAGCAGAAGAUCCUGGCCUUUCAGAAAGGCCCCCCGGGCCUGGGAGGUCACCACUGCAACGCGGCUCCAACCCUUCCUCCUGAGAUGGACCCCCUCGCCGCCGUCAAUGACCUCAUCUCUUCCUCGUCCUCGUCUUCCUCUUCCACCUCUUCGUCUUCUUCCUCCUCCCGCUCGGCCUGUAAGCCGGCGCCCGGGACCGCCGCGGGUCAGAUGUGUUGCUCGAACGCCGCCUCCCCGGCCCGCACGCCCACGAUGCCCAGGAAGGGCGCUGCCUCGGUGCCCAGGAAGAACCUGCAGGGGACCCCUUCCUCCCCGAGGAAGCCCACCCAGCUGCCCCUGCCCACCACCACCACCAAAGCUUGCCCCUCUCUGCCGUCCAAGCCGGUGGGAGGCUCCAAACAGCCUCCCGUCCCGGGGAGUCAGGGGGUGCAGGCCCGUCGCCGAGCCCUGACUCCAACCUCGGCUCCAUCGCCUGCACCCGCGGGUCCGAGCCCCGCCUCCAGGCCGAAGCUCCGACCGCCAGGGCGCGGCCCCGCCUCACAUCCCAGGAGCCCCGUCUGCCCCGAGCCGUCUUCCAAAUGCCCCAAACCCUCCAGCCCCUGCGCUUCUCCGACCGCCACUACUGUGCCCCGCCCCGCAGCCGCACUAGCGCGGGGCCCCGCCCCUAAAGACGGCAGGCCCCCGUCAGGGGCCAACCAGCGCUCACGCCUCCUUGCUCAGCGCCGUCCGGGCUCGCCGGCCUCGCGCCUCCGCCUGGAGGCCGCCAGGCGGGUGCGGGCGGCCACGAGAGGGGCCGCAACGGCAACUCCCCGGGCCCCCACCCCCAGUUCCCCCGCCGCCUCGCCGGGGCCACCAAAGCCUCCCUGCUCUUUGCCAAAGAACAAAGAGGUCACGGCCAAAGCCAAGGGGCCCGUCACGAACAAGGGAGCCGCUGCCCCUCCACGCUGCGCCGCCCUCCCCCCCCGCAGCAUGGCUGCCCCUCCAUGCGCCGCCGCUGCUGCUGCUGCUGUUCCAGGGCGAAUCCCAGGGGGCAACGCAGGCCCUUCUCCCAACAUCAAAGCCAAUCAGAAAACAUCAGCCACAGCACAGCAGUCGGGGCGAAAGCAAGCGCCCCCCAUCGACGGGAUGUCCACUCUGAAGCCGGGCGCGGCUCCAAGACUUGCUGUGGACCCGAAGAAAAAAGGCCCCAACGUCCGAGGCGUACAGACGGAGCCCAGCGCCUGCAAGAAGGCUCAACAACACAAGGGCAAAGGCGAGGACCCUUAUUUUGAAAUGAACAGUCGGAGGAGGCAGAGGACGUGACGGAGCACUUUGGUGUAGAUUUCUACAACAAAUUUGAUUUAGACGUUUUUCGUACGUUUUUGUUAUCUUUUCCUUGUGAAUGCCUUGUAUGUCUGGUCUCUGUGGCGGUUGAAUGGUCAGUUAACCUGCUCAACACUAAAACUUGCACAACAUUUACAUUUUAACUUGAACACAUGUGAUGCCGUUACAAAUCCUUUGUGUCAUCUGACUUUUGCAGAAAAACUUUUAUUGAAGAAAAAAAAGCCUAACAGUAACCGCAAAUCUAUUGGUUUUAGCUCUACAUUGUAAGAGGAAACAACCUCUUGGGGAAAUGCACUUGGGUGAACAUUUGUAGGUAAACCGAUGUUUCUUGUAUUCAUCGCAAAGCAGCCCAGCAGUGUUUUCUACAACAGGUAACCAAAGUUGACGUUUGUGGAGCUCAGUAACACAAUGAAUGGUUUCUCUUUAUUUUUCUGCUCCCCAGUGAGAACACAUUUUCCAUUGGUAGAUUGUGGGACGCAAUAUAUGUGUCUGAUGUUGGUAGCUGUGAUCAGUCUUCUGGAUGGCGCCGGACAAGGCGUCAUCAGAAACGGAUUUUCCUGUUGUGUGCCUUCAUCAGAGAUGUUUUGUUUCUGAGCGGUAUUUGAAUGUAUUAGAUGAUCGGGGGGGGGGGGGG
Pungitius pungitius (ninespine stickleback) is the source of this 3088-nucleotide messenger RNA. RefSeq names its product growth arrest-specific 2 like 3 (gene gas2l3). Bases 232 to 2433 code for a protein of 733 amino acids. Gene Ontology annotation, molecular function: microtubule binding; actin filament binding; cytoskeletal adaptor activity. Gene Ontology annotation, cellular component: actin filament. Gene Ontology annotation, biological process: actin crosslink formation. Lineage: Eukaryota; Metazoa; Chordata; Actinopteri; Perciformes; Gasterosteidae. The transcript is spliced from 9 exons. The record is from RefSeq and is a predicted model, not a curated record.